AUGACCGAUCCUGGAAAUGCAAACACUCUCAAAAGGGGUGAACUGUAUGGUUUCCAGCUUCCGACUCCUAAUAUAAAUGCUUUUGAGGAAAGUUCUGAGCCAGCAUCUUUUGCAGGAGGCCCGAUUAGGCAUCGCAAAAAGCGUAAUCAUACAAAUACACCGUAUACGCGAAUUGCUAGUUCAUCUAAUCCAAACCCUCAAGAGACUCACUGGCUGUUGAACAUUGUUAAAAAAUAUAUCCCACAGUGGCUGAGAUCGUUUAUAUGGCCCGCAACAAUGCCCAUCACUGAGGAUACACCUAUGGAAAUAACUUCAACUGAAAUUGAAACGAUCACGGGGAACAUUGUGCAAAGUUCUAUAGAGGAACUAAACAACGCAAUAGUGAAGCGCGAAGAACAACCCCAACCAUCACAAUUGGAUACAAUAACAAAAAUGAAUUUAAAGAGCAAAUUUAACAGAUCAAGUUCAAAAAUUGCUGCAAGAUUUGGCCGUAGGAUGUAUUCAAACCCUCUACACAGACGAGGGACUAUUCCUAGAAAAAGGGUUAAUCAUGUUUCAGCACGAGAAGAGGACCUCCUUUAUCCAGAUGAGAUAAAUGAAUCAUUAUCAGAUAAAGAACAACUUCCUGAAAUACCAGCGGAUUGGUAUAAACCUUUCAAAAAUUUAGCGGUGAACGAUUCAUUUUCAACUUCUUCAUCGGGAACGUCAACACCCUCACAAGAACCGGAAGCAAGUAAAAAGUCUUUAUCCCAAGGACCUCCUCUUAAGAAGUUUAAAUCGGAUCUUGUUCCAGACAUAAAUUGGUUCAACUAUCACCCUUCAGAGAAAAGGGUGUCCAUUCCUUCAAGUUCAACUUCAAAAAACCAAAAUAUCUCUACUGAUGACAAUCUACCGAAGGUUCCUUUCAGUAAUUCUUUGAGCACUUUUUCCAAACCAGAUGAUUCUGAAUUGUACUUAAAAAAUGAUGAAGAAAUUAGUACUACCCCUUUAAUACCACCAAAAUUCACUCAAAUUGUAAAAAAUGAACAAUAUUAUAAUGAAACAAAGAAAAAAAUUGAUUUUACUGCAAAUGGAUCAGUUAGCAAUAUUUCUGUUUCCACACCUCCUAUUUCAAAAGGUAUUUUAUCGGUCAGUACUCCUGUUAAUAAAUCAAAAAGAUCAUAUGAUACAGUUUUUACUACUACACCGACGAUUAAACCUUCUUUUGGACCUGAAAGCAGAGUCGUAGCAAUCAACGAGAUACAGGAAUCUUCGGAUUUAUUUUCUAAUACAACGACGCCCAAAUCUAUUUUUGAAUUUGAAAAUAGGACUCAAAGCACAAACUUAGCUAUUAAUACACCGUUUAAAUCUGUUACCGGAUUUAAUGGUGAAACUCUUAACUUUAGUCUACCUCAAAAACCUUUGAUCGAUGCUUUCUCUGUUCCCCCUAUUAAUAAGAAUCAAGAAGAACAACCACCAACAGAACUUAUUGUUGAUUCUACUGAGGUGGAGGAUCAAGGAUCCGUUAAUCAGAAUAUUGUCAAACCUCAGGAUAAGCCGGAGGAAACCCCAGAUGUUACUGAAUUAACUGUAGUUAAUAUUGAACCCGAAAAGAGAGAUAACAAAGAGGAAGAGAAAAGUAAAGAUGAUAAAGAAAAUAAAGAUAAGAAAGAUAAUGAGAGAGCAGAAAGUCAAGGGGGUAAUGAAUAUAAAGGGGAAGAAAAUAAGGAAGUCCAAGAAAUCGAAGAAAACAAAGAAAGCGAAGGAACUAAAGAUGAGCAAGAGAACAAAGAGAAGGAAGUCAAGGAAGACAAAAAUAAAGUUUUCGAGUUUUAUUCACCCGUUUCUCGAAUGCCAACUUUAGCUUCAAGUCCACCAUCUGGUUCACCAAUGGACAUUGAUAUGGGUAAUAGUAACUUAAACCAUCAAUCCAAUGGGGUGUCUAAUCCAACUUUCCCCACAGCGCAGUUUAACUUUGGGCUAGGAAAUGUUUUCUUUAAUGAUAAUAGUUCGACGGAAGUGUCAUCGAGCAAUAAGCCUAACUACUCUAGGUCAUCAAGUUUUCGAGGAAAAAAUCGAAGACAUGGUAGUCACUUGGUAGUUGGUAAUGAAGGUCGUAAUAUGUCAAUUCCAAAAACGGGGUCUUUUGAAGGGUCAGACUUCAGCAGGAUGAUGUUACCAGAGGGAAGCUCAUUUAGUUUUGAAUUACAAAAAGAAACAACAACAAUUCCAUCCAUUCAGCCUGUAUCAACAUCAACAACAUUUAAAUUUAACCAAGAGACCCCUAAUGCAUCUACUGAACCUUUGUUUCAAACUAAUGGGGCGACUUUCAAUUUUCAAUCAAGCUUUCCAUCACAACCUUUCUCUGCACCAGUGACCUUUAACUUUGGUGGUGGAUUAAAUCCCCACCUCCCAGCAACGCAACCAGUUUUUAAUAUGAACGGUGAUAGCCAAGUUUUCCAGAACGGAACGAACACUAAUGUACAAAAAAAUAUACAGUCAAAUAACGCUGAUAGGCCAAUAGCCAAACUGCGUAGACGUCGAAUUAAAUAA
Molecule: messenger RNA, 2532 nt
Organism: Cetraspora pellucida
Lineage: Eukaryota; Fungi; Glomeromycota; Glomeromycetes; Diversisporales; Gigasporaceae
Source: the annotation of a GenBank genome assembly